AUGCGUGUUGCCUGGACAACGAUUGUAUCUAUCCUAGCUAGUUUCGCCUUGGCUGAAUGUCCAAUUCAAAGGAUGACGAACAGAGAGAGUCUAUAUAAACUCAGUGUUUGCGCAGGGGGGGUUCUAACCAAAGAUUCUGUCGCAGUUCUUCUGGUUGAUACCAUAGCUGCAACAAUCCUUCGUCAAUGGGCUUCGUUCAUCAACAGUGGCGGUGACACUGCGGCUUUGACGGUUAGUCCAUACGUGGCACUCCCGUCAUCAGACGCUCAACCUCCGACGAUUAGUCUCGCUGAAAAUCAGCAGGCUUCGGCUUAUCAUCUGGGCUCGGCCAUCGCUUUCGUUUCGCAUCCUGAAGUCUUGACGCUCGCUAAGCAGGUAACAUAUGGAAAGCUAUCGACAGGUCCGGAGCCUUUCGAUGACUGUCAAGUUUCAUGGUGCGUGCAGGAAACUCAGUUUGCCCCAUAUCAAUCCUUAUCAUUGCUAAUGACCGCGCGUCGGUGCGCCGUAUCACCAUCGAGGGUCUACAACAUUGGAGGCGUAGACUUUCCCGGUGCUAUCGGCCUUUUCACGCUCUGA
Molecule: messenger RNA, 576 nt
Organism: Guyanagaster necrorhizus
Lineage: Eukaryota; Fungi; Basidiomycota; Agaricomycetes; Agaricales; Physalacriaceae
Exons: 7
Coding region: 1-576 (191 amino acids)
Source: RefSeq, a predicted model, not a curated record